AUGGAUGAAGAGUAUGGUGCUUUAAUGCGUAAUAACACAUGGCACUUGGUUCCCGCAACUCAGGGACGCAAUCUGAUUGAUUGCAAAUGGGUUUAUAAGAUAAAAAGGAAGGCUGAUGGUACUAUUGAUCGGUACAAGGCUCGUUUGGUUGCUAAAGGGUUUAAGCAACGUUAUGGUAUUGACUACGAAGAGACUUUCAGUCCUGUAGUCAAGGCGGCCACAAUUAGACUAAUAUUGUCACUAGCAGUCUCUAAUGGAUGGUCUUUGCGACAGCUAGAUGUUCAAAAUGCUUUUCUUCAUGGAGUUCUUGAAGAAGAUGUUUAUAUGCGUCAGCCACCUGGUUAUGAAGACAAGUCAAAGUUGGAUUAUGUGUGUAAAUUAGAUAAAGCACUCUAUGGUCUCAGGCAUGCACCAAGAGCAUGGUUUUCCAGACUAAGCAUGAAAUUGCAGAAUCUUGGAUUUCAACCGUCAAAAGCAGAUGCUUCGCUCUUCUUUUACAAGAAAGGUACAAUCUCCAUAUUUGUGUUGAUAUAUGUUGAUGACAUCAUUGUUGCUAGUUCUUGUGAAAAAGCAACUUCGGCAUUACUUCAAGAUUUGAAAGAAGAAUUUGCCCUUAAGGAUCUUGGUGCGUUGCACUAUUUCUUGGGCAUAGAAGUUAAUAAAGUUCAUGAUGGAAUUAUCUUGACUCAAGAGAAGUAUGCUACUGAUCUGUUAAAACGUGUCGGCAUGCAUGGCUGCAAGGAGAUCAAUACACCGUUAUCAACAACAGAUAAAUUAUUGGCGAAAGAAGGUGAGCCUCUAGGUGCGGAGGACUCUACAAGGUAUCGAAGUAUUGUUGGUGCGUUACAGUACUUGACAUUGACCAGACCGGAUAUAGCUUUUCCGGUAAAUAAAGUUUGCCAAUAUCUACAUGCUCCCACUUCAUUGCACUGGACAGCAGUUAAGCGCAUAUUGAGAUAUCUCAAAGGAUCCUUGGGACUUGGUCUUCGAAUUUGCAAGUCAGAUUCAACUCUAGUAAGUGCGUUCUCAGAUGCUGAUUGGGCAGGAUGUCCAGAUGAUCGCAAGUCCACUGGAGGGUUUGCAGUAUUCUUGGGAGCUAAUCUGAUUUCUUGGAAUGCUUGGAAGCAGGCAACUGUUUCAAGAUCAAGUACCGAAGCAGAAUACAAAGCCUUGGCAAAUGCUACUGCAGAAAUUAUUUCGGUUCAAACCUUACUCAAGGAACGCGGCAUAGCUCAGCCGCGGGCUGCAUGCUUGUGGUGUGACAAUAUUGGUGCGACCUCCUUAUCAGCAAAUCCAGUCUUCCAUGCGCGAACUAAGCACAUAGAAGUGGAUUACCACUUUGUGCGUGAACGAGUGUCUCAAGGGUUGCUGGAUAUUCGGUUUGUUCCUUCAGGAGAUCAAGUAGCAGAUGGCUUCACCUGUAACCGACCUAGAAGGCAAUAUAUACAAGGCGGCCUCCAUUGUGGAGGUUAA
This is a messenger RNA of Oryza sativa Japonica Group (Japanese rice), 1473 nucleotides long. The record is from the annotation of a RefSeq genome assembly. NCBI's taxonomy places the organism in Eukaryota, Viridiplantae, Streptophyta, Magnoliopsida, Poales, Poaceae.